This is a messenger RNA of Daktulosphaira vitifoliae (grape phylloxera), 4040 nucleotides long. Its product is annotated as homeobox protein PKNOX2-like. Gene Ontology annotation, molecular function: RNA polymerase II cis-regulatory region sequence-specific DNA binding; DNA-binding transcription factor activity, RNA polymerase II-specific. NCBI's taxonomy places the organism in Eukaryota, Metazoa, Arthropoda, Insecta, Hemiptera, Phylloxeridae. The record is from RefSeq and is a predicted model, not a curated record. Gene Ontology annotation, biological process: regulation of transcription by RNA polymerase II. The transcript has 9 exons. Bases 418 to 1653 code for a protein of 411 amino acids.
GUUCCGUCCCUUAUAAUAUUUAUUGUUAUUUUUAUUAUCUUACGAGUUUUAUAAACUUCUCUCAGUUUGGACUUUGUUAAUCAAUUGCUUACAAAAUUUUGGCUAUAAUUACACACUUACCUGCACUUGCAAACUUAAUGUCUCGUGCUUUAUUUUAGAAUAAAAAUAACUAUUGAAUGUUCUAAUUAUUGAAUCAUACUUAAGCUACACAGCUUUACCGGCAACCCUAAGUUCAUUGCCAGACCGGGGUUUCGGAGGAUACAUCAAACUUCGUUAAUAAAUAAUGAAAUUCUUGUUAUCAUAUUGACUUGUUUUACAUUUCUCAGGUCUUAUAAAAAUUUAUUUCCAGUUUUAAAUCUAUUGUAUUCUUCAUUUCUAUUAAAACUAGAAAUCAAUGUGAAGUUUUCAAAUAUAAUUAUGGUAUCAUAUUCUGAUAGUGUAACAUCUAAUCUGACUUCUCUGGCUAAUAACAACAUUCAACAACCAGAUCAAGCAGUUUUUGAAGCUGAUAAAAGAGCUGUGUACAAACAUCCCCUAUUCCCAUUAUUAGCGUUAUUAUUUGAAAGAUGUGAACAAGCAACACAAUCUGCUACAAUUCUAAAUUCUGAAAGUUUCAAUACUGAUAUUCAAGCAUUUGUUCAACACCAAGAACAGGAUAGGAAACCAUUUUUUACAAAUGAUACUGAAAUUGAUGGCCUAAUGAUAAAAGCCAUUCAAGUUUUAAGAAUACAUCUUUUAGAAUUAGAAAAAGUCCAAGAAUUAUGUAAAGAUUUUUGUAGUAGAUAUAUUACUUGUUUGAAAAUUAAAAUGCAAAGUGAAAAUUUAUUACGCUCUGAUUAUACUACUGGUUAUUUUGAUAAUAAUAGUAGUGAAACAUCAAGUAAUAGUAAUUCACCUUUAUGUCACUCUCCUCAUAGUGUUCAGGUGACAUCCUCAUCAGGAUCAGUUAUGCAACAUUCUGGAGACAUUGAUGCUGUAAAACCUAAGACCAUCAUGGAUUUAAAAAAUAUUUCUAGUCUUUUAUCUGGAAUACCAUCUACCACAUCAGUAGAAAUUAAAAAUAUUUCACAUCACGAAAUUCCAAUUACUCAGUCUUCCUUAUCUGAAAAUUCUACUAUAGGAAAAAUACCACUUACAACAAAUUUUUUAUCUGAUAAACCAUCUUCUCUUCAAGGUUCCUUAUCUGCUACAAGUGGUGGAUCAUGUGAUGAAGAUGAUGAUUACUUUGGAAGUAAAAGAAAAAGACAACAAAAAAGGGGAAUUCUUCCUAAGCAAGCCACUAGUGUAAUGCGUUCUUGGUUGUUUCAACAUCUAAUUCACCCAUAUCCAACAGAAGAUGAAAAAAAAAUUAUUGCAGCUCAAACAAAUUUAACUUUAUUACAAGUAAAUAACUGGUUUAUCAAUGCUAGAAGACGUAUUCUUCAGCCAAUGCUUGAUGCAUCGUCACCUGAAAUAAGUGGAGAUCAAAAUUUUACACUUUCUAAAGAAAAAGUUGCCAUGAUUGAGGCUAAUAAGUUUUCAUGGCCUUCAGAUGACCUCUUAAUGGAAACUCAAAAUAUAAAUGAAAAUUCCAAUGAAUCAAACUUAAAUGAAAGCGAAGAAGAAGAAAUAAGGGACAUAUUUUCUCAGCGUAAUGUUCAUGAAUCCAACUAAAUUUUCAUUUUAGUAAUGAUCAUUAUUAAAUAAUAAAAACAUUAAUAUGAAAUAUCUUAUUUAUAUUGUAUUUUUAGGUAACAUUUUUUUGUUUACUUAAAUCUUGUAUUAAAGUGGCCUAUUAACUGCAUAUUUUAAUUUAUAAAUUAAAACAUAAACUCAGUAUUCAUAAAAUAGAAAUAUGAAUGGUUGUAUUAGUAGAUUGUGUAUGCUAAAUCAUCACCAAACUAUGAAAAUAUUUAUUACCAAAAUAUGAUAUAAUUUUGUGUUAAAUUAGUUUUAAUACUAGAAAAUAAAAAAUUUGAAGAUAAAUGAUAAAAAAAUUGAAUUAAUAAUAUUUACUUUUAUAGAAUAUUAGUUUUUGAAUCAAUUUGAGUAUUCCGUUAGAUUUUAGUUAAUUAUAACUAAAAGAAAAUAAUUAUUGAAAUAAUUAUUCUCUUUUUUAAAAUUGAAAUAUUUUUUGUUUUUAACCGAAUGAUCUCUGUAUGAACAAUUUUACAUCGAUACCUACAAAUUAAUAUUUUUAUCGAUUGUGAAACUAAUGGUGAAUAUAAAUUAGUACUAAAAAAUGAAAGUUACCAAUUAUUCUGUAAACUAUCUCAUUAAUUGAUGUAAUUGUAUUUUUUAUAUUAAAAAUUUUUACUUUUAUUUUAUAUUUUGAUCUUAAAUAUAUAGUUGAAAUUGGUGAAAAAAUUUUCAUUGUGUGAUAACAGCCGAUAUUUACCAUAUGUAUAUUAUAAUAUACACUACAUCUUAUGAAAUUUGUAUUUAGCUAUUUAAUAAUGAAAUUUAUUACCUAAUGAGUAUUAUAUAAACGUUUAAUUUUAAAUCUAAGUGAAAAAAUGAUUUAAAUAUAAUGUAUUUUCUUUUUCAUCCAUUAAGUCUUAUUACCUUAAAACAAAAAUAAAGUAUUAUAUUUAUAUCUAAUUAUUUCUUACUGCUUACUUAAUUUAUCUUGCAUAAAAUUGUAUUGCUUAAAAUUUUUUUCGGAUAUAGAAAUCAUUUUGUUUGUGUGCGUUCAUUAUUUUAUAAUUGACUUCUUUUUUAAUUUAAAAUACUUGUUUGUUACUUGUAAAAAUAUACUUUUUACUUGUAAAAAAUAGUUACUUGUAACUAUUUUAUUAAACAUUUGUGUAAUCAUAUUAUUAUAGAAACAUGUAGAAAAUUAUUUUCUAAAAUAUUGUGUCAAAUUUUGUUGUAUAAAUAGUAAAAUUAAAAUCAAUAUUUUAAAUAUAAACAGAUACUUAAAACAUUAUUAAGCAAAGUUUAAAAAAAAUAAUUGAUUCAAAGACAAAAUUAAUAUUAACCUUUAUAAUUAUAUCAUCUAAAAAAAGUUAUGAACUAAAAUUUCAGUUAGUCACAGGUUGACUUUAAUGUUGAUUUUAUGCAUAAUAUUAAAUUUUUAUCAUUAAUAUUAGUUUCAAAUAGAGUAAAAUAAAUUAUCUUUUUUAAAAUUAUAUAUAAUUAAGUAUUAAAAGUUAUAAAUAAUUUGAAUGUAGGUACAACGCUUUUCAAUUGUAGUUCUAUCUUAUUCCAAUUUUCUAUAAAAUGGAGAAAGUUUAUGUCGUCUUUUAUACAUCUAAAAACAUUAAGAAUAUCCAGUAGUUGUACUUUAAUGGACUUAAACUUGUCUCGUAUGAGUAGGAAAACAUGUUGUUAUAGUAGUUAAAAAAAUAAAUUAUAAAAUUAUUUUAGUAAUUUGAAAAUUUUCAAUUUGCAGAUGUGAAAGUUAUUUUAUAAACACCAAUUAAUAAUAUUUUCUAUUACUAAAUUACCCAAUAUAAUAAACAUUUUGUUUAAUGAUCCUUAUUUAAGAGAUUUUUAGAUUUGUUUGUCUUAGAAUAAGCUUAUUAUUUACUUAGUCUUUGAAUUAAUCUAAUAGAACUUAUAACUAUAAAAUAUAUAUAUAAAGUUUAUUUUUUUUAAUGCUCAUUUUUAUGCUUGUAUAGUUAAUAUUUAUAGUAAUCAUAAGUAAUUUAAUGAUACUAGAUAACUAAAAUGAAACAAGUAUUAACAAUUGAAUGAUUAUUUAUUAGGUAUUUUUCAACAUUAUUAACGAUUAGUUUUUAACCUUUAUUUAUCAUAUAUUAUUAAAUAAAAUGUACAUGUACAUAUAUUUUUUAAUUAUUGUUGUAGAAAUCAUAUAAAAGACUAUAAUUUUUUUAUUAUAUAAAUAUACUUAUAAAGGGUGUUUAGUCAGUAACAGGACAAUUGUUAUGAACAAUGAGAACAAUAGAAAUCCGUUUCCUUACUUACUGAACACCUAUAUGUGUAAUUAUCAAAAGUAAAGCUAUCAUUAUUCGCUCAUUAUAUUAAAUAAAAGGAAUAAAAAAAUUAUAUGUAUUUUUAUUUUAAUUUUCUAAAAUAAACUAGUUUCUUUUUUUUAA